AUAGACAUUAAAUCUCUGGCACAACCAACGAAACCAAAAUUUCUCUUAUCUCUCUCUAUCUCUCUGUCUCUCUCCCUCUGCAACACUGUGAUACCCAAAAAAUGGUGAAGAUGGACAAAGAUGAACAGAAGCCUCAUGCAAUUUUUGUUGGAUAUCCUCUCCAAGGGCACGUAAUCCCAGCCGUUCAUCUCGCUAUUAAACUUGCAUCAAAGGGUUUCACCAUCACCUUCGUGAACACAGAUGCCAUCCAUCACAAGACAUCCGAAGCGCGACUCGACAGUAGCGCCGCCGCCGCCGACGACGACGACAUCUUUGCCGGAGCUCGUAAAGCCGGUCUGGACAUACGUUAUAGAACUGUAGCGGAUGGCCUUCCCUUGGAUUUCGACCGUUCAGUGAACCACGACCAAUUCAUGGCCUCUCUCCUCCACGUCUUCUCCGCCCACGUCGAAGUUCUCGUCGGUAAAAUCAUCAAAUCUGAAGAACCUCCCGUCACUUGCUUGAUCGCCGAUACCUUCUUCGUCUGGCCCUCCAUGAUCGCCAAGAAGUUUGGCCUCCUUUAUGUCUCUUUUUGGACCGAACCAGCUUUGGUUUUCAAUCUCUACUAUCACAUCCACCUUCUCAGAUCCAACUCUCACUUCGCUUGUCAAGACAAGAGAAAGGACACCAUAGAUUACAUACCCGGUGUAGCGUCGAUCGAACCAACCGAUCUAACAUCAUACCUACAAGAUACCGAUACAACGACGGUUUGUCAUCAAAUCAUCUGCAAAAGCUUUGAAGAGGCCAGAGGAGCUGAUUUCGUAUUAUGCAACACCGUACAAGAGCUGGAGCCUAACACAAUCUCCGCCUUACAACUGGAGAAACCUUUCUACGCGGUGGGUCCCAUCUUCCCAACCAAGAGCUUCGUCGCAACGAGCCUAUGGUCCGAGAGUGACUGCACCCAAUGGCUCAACACCAAGCCACAUGGUUCGGUGUUAUACGUGUCGUUUGGUAGCUACGCCCACGUAAGCAAGGAGGAGAUCGUGGAGAUAGCUAAGGGGCUCCAACUCAGCAAAGCCAAUAUUGUUUGGGUGCUCCGCCCGGAUAUUGUGGUUUCCAACGAGGGUGACCCGUUACCCGAUGGGUUUAGAGAGGAGAUGGGAGAGAGAGGGUUGAUAGUGCAGUGGUGCCGUCAGAUGGAGGUACUGAAGCAUCCGGCCGUUGGUGGGUUCUUGACCCAUUGUGGCUGGAACUCCAUAUUAGAGACCAUCUCGUGUGGGGUACCACUGCUGUGCUUCCCUCUAUUAACGGAUCAGUUCACUAACAGGAAAUUAGUGGUGGAUGAUUGGAGGAUCGGGAUGGAUCUCUGCCGGAGAAAGAAUCAAGUCACGAAAGAUGAAGUAGCUGAUAAGAUUAACCGUCUGAUGAGUGGAAAAGAUGGGGAGAAGUAUAGGGAGGAGAUCAAGAGGCUGAGGAAGACAUUAGAGAACGCAAUGGCGGUGGGAGGGUCAUCGGGCAGAAACUUGGAUCGAUUCAUUGUGGAGCUGAUGGAGCGCACUGCAGCUGCAUCACACCAGAGCAAGGAAGUUCGGAUUUAACCCGAUCCAUUACCCAUCUGGGCUAGUUCUCCACCCAAACCUAUAAUUUAAGAAUGAAAUGUAUUUAGGUACAUGAUAAAGGACAGAGUGGUGAGAGCCAACUGCAAUCUACAUCCAACCUUUUUUUAUUUUUUAAUAGAUUCCAAGUUGAGCUCCCAUCCAAGGGGGAAAAAAUAAAGUAGUUUUGUUUUUGGCCUAA
Molecule: messenger RNA, 1773 nt
Organism: Macadamia integrifolia
Lineage: Eukaryota; Viridiplantae; Streptophyta; Magnoliopsida; Proteales; Proteaceae
Product: UDP-glycosyltransferase 86A1-like
Exons: 2
Coding region: 102-1574 (490 amino acids)
Molecular function (GO): UDP-glycosyltransferase activity
Source: RefSeq, a predicted model, not a curated record